UUGUCGCCUAUUUUGUCAUCUGCAAUUCGUUUCGAAUUUAUUAUUGAAAAAAUAGUGAAUGGAACAUGUAUUGUGGCUCUUCGAACGGGAUCAAAAAAUGAUGUUUCAUGUGAAAGAAAAAUUCGAGCUCUUUUUGAACAACUCGAUGAUCAAUUAUUGAAUAUGGGUGGAAUUACAUCACUUCGGCAAUUUAUAUCAACUUUGGAAAAUAUAUCAGAGGCUCAAAAAUCAGCUGGAAGGUUUGUUUUUUUUUUCGAACAUUUUUGGAAAUUCCCAUGGAUUGGGAAUUUUCUCGCCCACUCUUCAAUUAUUUUUGUUUCAGGUCUUUCCAUCGCGAAAUUCAACAAUUUGUUGCCAAACUUGGACGUUAA
Molecule: messenger RNA, 371 nt
Organism: Caenorhabditis angaria
Lineage: Eukaryota; Metazoa; Nematoda; Chromadorea; Rhabditida; Rhabditidae
Source: the annotation of a GenBank genome assembly